UGGCGAGAUGGCGUUCUACCACACAGAUUUUUCGCAAGACCUGAAAAGAAGGCUCGAGAUCGAGCCCAUGGCAGUAGCUUGAUGUCUCCUUCACGACAAGAUCCACCUCCGACGCUCGUGCCUGCAGCUGUCGCAUCGCAUCUCUCGGCAGCGCCCGCUAAACGAGAACCUGCAGCAAGCCCAGUGCCCGAGGACCAGUUCGUUUUUAUCCUGGUCCGUAGCCAUUAGCUCAAGGCAAACCGAUGUAUCCGCUGUGCAGGAGACUGACUGGGAGUUGAGGCUCUGCUGCGCUCUGUAGGGCGUGCCCAGGAGCCUCCAGGGAGGCCAUAAGAGCUAUGUUGGGAUCUGCUUGGGACAGUCGGAUGCGAAGCUGCGUCGAGGCCUUCAUUCCGCACAGCGAUUGCGUGCACGAUGUAGGCAAUGAGGACGCAAGCGAGACUUGCCUAUUGAACACAGCUGAAGACAGCGAGACUCUAGCUCAGAUAGGAUACCGCCCUGACGUGGAUGGACUGAGAGCUGUCGCUGUGCUAAGCGUUAUCGUCUACCACAUGGACACAGGAUGGCUGCCAGGAGGGUACACUGGAGUCGACAUAUUUUUUGUCAUAUCUGGAUAUGUUGUUACCGCGUCUCUGCUCAAUCACUCUUGCGGCAGCUGCUCAGAGUUCUUCUGCGGAUUCUACGCCCGCAGGGUCAAAAGGCUGACCCCAGCGCUGCUAAUCUCCAUGGCGCCUUGUGGACUCUACAUAGCUAUCCUGAUAUCGCCCGCGACUCCUCACCUGGAAGACAGCUUCGCAGCCGCCGCCAGCGCGCUCUGCGGCGUUUCCAAUGUGUUCUUCGCGCGGCUCUCCCUGGCGACUGGCGACGGCUACUGGGACGAGAUGACAGGGCAGAGCAGGAACGCCGCCAAUCCAUUCGUGCACACCUGGUCUCUUGGCGUGGAGGAACACUUCUACCUCGUGUUUCCCCUUCUCGUCUUGCUCGCGCACGGGCGCCGAGUUGUUGCAUCGGCUGGCUGCCGUCCGCCAUGGCCAGCAUCCCUCAUCAUCUUUGGGGCGUGCGUUGUGCUCUCCGGGUGCGUGUCGUGGGCGAUGACCGUGCACGCACCGGACAUGGCCUUCUAUCUGCUGCCCGCUCGUUUCUGGGAAUUGGCGGUCGGUGCCAUCAUUGCCGACGCCCACGCUGCUGGGAGGCUUGACAUGACAGCGGACGGGAGACGCGCAGCAGUGGUGGGCGCUCAGGACCUUGUGGCCGCACUGCUGACAGCCUCGAGCCUCGUGAUUGAUACAGUCAGCAUGGGCUUCCCCUUCCCCGGCGCGCUGCUUCCCGUGGCGGGCGCCGCCUGCGUCAUCGUGGCAGGGCAGUGCGAGUGGAGCGCCCUGAGACGCGUCCUGGGGCACGAACUGCCAGCGUACAUCGGCAAGCUGUCCUAUCCUUUAUACCUGUGGCACUGGCCUGUGCUGAAGUUCGCUGGCGGGACUGUGGUGGACGAUCUGCCCGUCGCCUGGAGGUGCCUCUUGCUGCUCUCAAUCAUGUUCGCGCUGGCCUCUGCGACGUACCACGCGGUGGAGCGACCUUUCCGGUCUUGGCGGCCCAAUGCCCAUUGGCACGUGUUCGCCAUGUUGUUACCCGCCGCCGUCGCUUUGGCCUGCUGCAUGCUCGCACUUCGCGGCCCGCUGUUCGGCAAGCUGAGCAUGUCGGCAGGGAACUCAGAAAUCCCCUCCGCACACGUCGACCACGAGCAUCUCGCCCCCGCGCCCACGCAAGCAGCUCGACCACAAGCAGCUCGCCCAUCACUGGCCUCAACAGGGUGCGCGUGCGGCAAAGUCCCUGAAUUCACACAUGCGCCAGCGAUGGCGAUCGAUGGAAUGCAGGGCCAGCCAUCUUGCCUGGACAUGAGUGGCGGCUCUGCGCUGGACUUGAGCUGCUGGGCUUACUAUAAUCAGUGCAGCGGCAGUGCGUGGUGCGACGGUGCGUGCGAGGAUUCUGACCGAGUUUGCAUGCAGGAUGACGGCAUGGACGAUGCACUGAUCGCCCUCUUCGGCAGACAGAAGCAGCAGUGCUUAUCGCCAGCGGCUGGCGCACAGAGGAUGCCCACGAUCUUCUUGUUGGGCGACUCGCACGCACUCUACUUCAGGCAUGCUCUGAAGCAGGCAGUGAGCGGUAGGUUCGAUGUGCGCUCGUGGGCGAGCGUCGGCUUCCACGAUGGCCUGUGGAACUCCGAUCGGAAGCCCCGCAGAGGGUAUCCACGCGAGAGGUUUCAUGCCGAGCUUCGGGAGCUGGUUGCGGACUACCUGGCGCCUGGCGACAUCGUGGCCUUCGGCGUCGGCGGAUUCAUAGAUGGGAAACCUCACGCACUCGAUGAUUUGAUCGUGUCUUUCCUGAACGAUUGGAUGACCAUUGCCGACAAUAAAGGUGCCAGAGUCCUCAUGCUUGGGGAUCAUCACUCGUACUUGCCAUACUGGCCAGAUGUCCCCACGAAGUGCGGUAACCAUGGGCUGCCGGCAGAUCUGCGCAGACAUUGUUUCCCUGAAAAGCAGGACGUGUUGAAUACGACGAUCAGCUUGAGGCUCCGAGAGUUGCAAAGGACUUCCAGAUUGUUACUCUUCGAGUAUGCGGACCUGUUCUGUGACGGGACUCUCUGCAUGCCCUUCAUUCCUGGCAGCAACGUCAUGGCGUACGAGGAGUCCCAUCACCUGUCCGCAGCUGGCUCCCUGUACGUAGCGCCCUUCCUGUGCGAGUUCUUCAAGAAUCAUGGGCUCCUGCAGAGCCGCAGCGGUAUACAGUAGACAUACGACGAGUUGGAAGCAGUUUCAAGAACCAAGAAUGCAGAAAACACACAGCGUUCAUCCUGGACAGAAUUGACCGCCUUGAGCUCUUCAAGACGAUGGAGGCCCAAAGUUGAAAUCGUCGGACGACUGCGGUAGGCACGCGCCGUGUCGAUGUGUGGUCGACACUGGCGCGAUUGUUCAAGGUUCAACGCCGCUGGUGGCUUGGCGUUGGAAUUCAUCGAGCAGUCUGCGAUAUCGGAAAGCUCCAAAUCGUCGAGGAGGAGGAGGAGAAGACAGCCGUGGUCGACGUGGCAAUAAUCACGACGGAGAAUUGUCAUGAUUUGUUGGUCGUCUCCGGCUUCCAGUUGCCAUCGCUGCGCCUUGAAACUCUUUCAAAAACGCGGAUUCACAAAUGUGAAGCGCAGUUAGUCUCUUUGCCCCCUCCCUCUGCACUUGCAUGCAUCCUUCUCACUGUCUUCUCUGCUCCCCCUGUUUUCUCCGCAGCCGCUUGGAUCACAGGGGGGGCCGUUUGUCCCGCCCUCCCACCCUCUUUUCUUCCUCUGGCUCGCAGCUGGGGGCCCUCGUGUACGCUACUUGGCCAAUGAAGAA
This is a messenger RNA of Prorocentrum cordatum, 3377 nucleotides long. The record is from the annotation of a GenBank genome assembly. Lineage: Eukaryota; Dinophyceae; Prorocentrales; Prorocentraceae.